AUGACUAUGACUACUUUCUCUAAUGCAUCCACAUCUCAACUUGACGAAGACGAUUUCAAAACAAAUGGAAAAAAUAAUGAUAACCAUAAACCAGAAUGGAUUUUUAUUCAAGAAUCAUUCGUUUGCACUUCGCCUGAAGAACCGAUUCAACACAUAAUUCCUGAACCAAAUCCGUGUAUUAAAGUUCCAUUCCCCCCCGAGAUUAAUCCAUUUGAGCUAAUAAGAACCGAUGAAAAGGGAGAGUUACGUUCUCGUUGCACCAAUAAAUUUCUCAUUUAUCGUAACGAAUAUGCCAAACAACUUGAGACUUACGGUUAUAAAAUUUCAAUGCGAAAGGUUUCUUGUAUGGCUGCAAGAGCAUGGAAAGAAGAACCAAACUAUGUUAUUCGUUAUUAUGAAGAUAUUGCAAGAGAAGUCGAAAAACUUCAUGUACAAUUAUCAAUGACAUCGGCCCCUUCUGAAACAGCGUUUUCUUCAUCAUCUGAUUCUGGCUCCGAAUCACCGACAAUUUCAGUUAACUCGGACAAUUUUUCCUCGAGUCCAACUGAUUUACCGGAUUCAUUGGAAUCUUUACCGGACAUUCAAUUUGAACAAAGCAUAAAUCAAGAUUCAAUGCGCAUAAAUUCACUAGAACACGAAAUCACCGACAUUAACAAUUCGAUUCAACAUAACGAGCUGGUGAUGAGCGAUAAUUAUCAUUUAUUGCAGCAUGAAUUGACCCAGAAUUCGAAUUUAUCGUUUCCGAUUCAUUAUUUAAAUUUUCCACAAGGAAUGAUUCAAUUUCCUCAUAAUUAUUUCGGCGAACCAAUAAUAUACGACGACACCCGUGAAGUGAAUUCAUGCAUGAAUAUGAAUGCUGUCCCCGUUGGUUUGCAAUGGAAUAUGGAAUACUAUUGA
Ambispora leptoticha is the source of this 897-nucleotide messenger RNA. The record is from the annotation of a GenBank genome assembly. Lineage: Eukaryota; Fungi; Glomeromycota; Glomeromycetes; Archaeosporales; Ambisporaceae.